AUGUUUGAAUCCCCUUGCGGCGUUGGUGGGUUUCUGAGUAUUGUUUCAAGAUCCCAAGUGGGAGGGAAGGGGGAAGGCAAGGAAACAUUGGACGACUUUGUUUGUGGUCGAGAUCUGGCUGCGGCUGCUGCUCACUUUACAUACUGCACGUGGUAUCUCGACUACCACCGUAGCGAAAUCAAGAGAUCUGCAGUCAAAAGCUGCUUGCUUCUCGGUAAAGCCGUGCCACGGACUGGCACUCAGGAACUCUCCGCUCAGGUUUCGAAUUGUGCGAUGGCGAAGAGAUGGCCCAUGGGGCUCUAUGGAGAUUGCGCCGCCGCGUUACUUCUCAUGUAUGACUCGAAACAGGUCAUCUUUCCUGGCGUGAAUCUUACGACAGAAGAACAUUGA
Morchella sextelata is the source of this 390-nucleotide messenger RNA. RefSeq lists its product as uncharacterized. The record is from RefSeq and is a predicted model, not a curated record. NCBI's taxonomy places the organism in Eukaryota, Fungi, Ascomycota, Pezizomycetes, Pezizales, Morchellaceae. The transcript is spliced from 2 exons. The coding region runs from base 1 to 390 and encodes 129 amino acids.